ACCCCCAAUUCCCGUCCGGAAACCCGAAGCUCAAUCUUUUAUAGCUCUCCUCCUCCCGGUGCUCCGCCGGACCAAUUUGAGAAUGACGACGACGGCUUUCUCGUAAUUGAUCGUGAUGGAAAAGGGUAUUUCUGUCAAUUGGAACUGUGGAUAACGUGGGAUCGAGCGGCUGCCCUCUUAUUCAAAAUUAGGGUUUCUUCUUCUUGUUUCGUGUUGCUUUCGAGAUCUGUAGCAGAGAAUCAUGGCGUUAAUGAUGAUGACUGCGGUCGGUCCGAAGCUUCCGCUUCAACGGAAUAAAUCUCGAAUUUCUCGAGUGAUCGUGCCUAUAAGUUUGAAAGCCACUCUAAGUAGAACAACUGAAAGAGCUACUGCUUGUAAUGUAUGGGAAGGUCAAAGCCUAACAUUUUUGCAUCAAAGAGGCUUAAGGCAUUCCCCUUGGUCCACAUUUGCAGUUGGUCCAGGUUUAGAAGCAUCAAUAUCUGAUCCGUCAAAGAAUGACAUAAGAUUGGACAAUGUUAAGAUAGUCAUCGAGUCACGUGACAUUGAUAAGAUUACUGUAAGAGUGGACUUAACUGGUGAGGAAACACAGAAGGCAUUUGAUAUUGUCUUAACAAAUUUGGCUCGCACUGCACCUCCAAUUCCAGGAUUCCGGAGAAUGAAAGGAGGAAAGACAUCCAAUGUGCCAAAGAGCUUUCUAUUACAGAUGCUUGGGCGAGACCGUGUAACUAAAUUUCUUAUACAAGAAAUUGUUGGUAUUACAAUUGGAGACUAUGUGAAGAAGGAAAACCUAAAGGUGAAAAGCCAGUUUAAAACGAUCCAGACAGCUGAAGAGCUCGAAGCAGCUUUUACUCCAGGAAGUGAAUUUGGAUUCAAUGCUGUGGUGGAUGUUGAAAAUUCAGAUUCUGAAACCACCAGCUCAAGCGCUUCCUAGUCAUAAAUAGAUAAUUUUGCAACUAGACAUGCAUAUCAUUUAAAAAAAAUGCUUUAUUUGUUUUUUCUUUGUAGUAACUUCCAUCAAACUCUGAUGAAUCAAUGAUGUAUCAAUGCAGAACUUUAUAUCGAGGUCGGAUAUCAAUUGCCAUCAUGUCACAUAUUAAUUCUCGAAAUAAUUAUGGAAUAUAACUACUUUGAU
Messenger RNA from Musa acuminata subsp. malaccensis (wild Malaysian banana), 1132 nucleotides. RefSeq lists its product as uncharacterized. NCBI's taxonomy places the organism in Eukaryota, Viridiplantae, Streptophyta, Magnoliopsida, Zingiberales, Musaceae. Gene Ontology annotation, molecular function: protein folding chaperone; ribosome binding; peptidyl-prolyl cis-trans isomerase activity. The record is from RefSeq and is a predicted model, not a curated record. Gene Ontology annotation, biological process: protein transport; protein unfolding; 'de novo' cotranslational protein folding.